UGAUGAUGAUGUGUGUGACCAUUAAUACACAAUGUUGUGUAGAAAUCCUUUCCUAUUCGCCCUACCCUUUGUGCACCCAAAGACCUGGAUGAGAGAGACCCAAAGUCGUUGAUCCUUUUUCCUCCCGACUCUUGUCGAGUGGCACAGUGCUCACACGCAACAACAAGAGGGUUUUUCAGAUGUGUAGCCUCGUCAUAUCAAGGGAAAUGCAGUAGCAGUCGUAGUAGCGGCGGUGAAUCUUUGGAGGAGGACUCUCAUCGUACCGACCGUGCUGCCACCACCGUCAUGCCACCUCCCACCUAUCCUAUCGUCUGCUAUAGUCCCACCUCGACCCAACAGUGUAGAGUAGAGCUCACGCAACGUCUAAGCUCUAUACAAGUGUGCUACUCCCUCGGCUUUCUUUGUCAAUCGUUCACUAGACUCGACCGAGUCAGGAUCUCUUUUCUCUCUCUCACUUAUUCUGUCAUUCGCUGAUUUUGGAAACCUUUUUCUCUUGGUUGCCAUUUCCUUGUCAACUGUCGACUUGCAACGAGUUUAUUUCUAUUGUUGAAUCCAACUGAUUUCAAUCGAUUCGUACGACGAGUUUUUCCAAACAUCAAAAACACUUGACCGCCGCCAACAGCAGCCAUCAUCAAAAGACAAGGAGGAGUCUGGACAUAUCAGAGAAAAACGACAGACAUCAGUGCCGCCGGUCUUGGCCAAACUCUUUACCCACGUCACUGACAAUCAUCAUUUCUCGUUCCAAGUUUUGAACACAACUUUCUCGCGGGCUAUUUCUCAUCAUGACGACCAUUUACUUGACUACCGGAUCGGAAUUGUCCAUGUGCGGGAUGAACGGAGCUGCCGGGACCAACGGCGACCGACCCAAACUGCAAUCGUGCGUCAGCAUCGUGGUGGACGACGUGGACGGCGACUGUGACAACAACAGCGGAGGAGGGCAGCAUUAUUACUCGGACUCGCAUCACCACCACCAGUUCUACAUCCAACACCAGACGUCGGCCGAGGGCCAGCAGCAGGAGAGUAGUAAUAACGAGGUGUUUGACGACAACGCAGACGCCCGCUCCGACAUCAGCCAGUGCUCCCGCGGCAGCCGCGGAUCCACGUCCAGGGAGGAAAGUGAGACGAGGCUUCAACAGAUCAAGGAUGAAGUCCGCCACCGACGGGAUGAAUUUGCUCGGCUUCUCGACGAACACGAACAAGUCGUUCGCGAAUUGAGACGCAUCGAAAGCUCCGGCGAACUCCACUCGCUCGUCGAGACGUCAUCCAGCGGACGGACCGAAGAGGCCCCAUCUCUCGGACUCAAACAGGAAGAGUGAAUCGGGAAGGAAGAACAAAAAAAUAAGACAAAAACAAAAAAAAACCCAACCAACAUAGCUCUUUUUUUAUUAUUUUUCUGCAAAGUCAUCGCCCAUGUUUUAUUCAACAACACGACUCAUCCGCCGACGAAACACUUUCAAAGCAAAGUCAAAGCGGGAAAAUACCAAAAAAACUCCGUCAGGAAUUUCUGAAACUGAAAUCAGAUUAUUUGAAGAAAAGAAUAAAAACAAGAGCUGGAAUAAGUAGGACGAGAGAAAGAUGAAAAUGCGGAACUCUAUUUAUCCGCCGUGAAUUCUUUUUAUCACACAGUCGGGAGACGAAUAAUCCAUGCGAAAAAUAUUGAAAAAGUGGAAGAAUUUCCAAAAAGAAAAGAAGAAGUAGAGUUGGGUGUGUCAGCAUUUCGUCGUCGCUUCUCCUCGUUUCGUUUUGAAAAUUUCAUUUUGAAAAGAAAAGAAAAAAAUUGGCGGUCGAUUCGAAACUUUGUUUUCUUUCACACCAUUGCGUUCUAUUUUUUAUUUUAUUUUUUCGUUCGUUGUUCACCGAACUGGGACCGCGCAUCAUGCUGUAUCAUACAGUCAUCGUUGCGUGACUUUCAUCACUUUUUCUUUGGUGAUUUGACUGUCUGGAAUGAAUUGAUAAAAAGUCAUAUGUUGAGGCGACCGAAAAGAAUUUUUAUGAUUGCCAACUGCGAAUAUAAUAAGUGUGUAUGAGAGACGCCCCUUCCAAUAUAAUUCAGUUUGUGACGCAAGGGAAAAUAAGAAUUGAACCACAGGACAGAGUGAAAAAAGACAAUGCUUAUUGAAAAAGAGAGAUACACGCGCUUGCAUAGUAUGUACGUCGAGUGAAUGACACAAAUGGUAUCAUGGAAUUCAUACCGGUUUAAGUAGCUACAUCAAAAUGCGUGUUAUAUAUAUAUAACCAUCGAUAUAUAUAAUGUGUGCCUUGCUGUGUAGGUUAGUUUUGACGACGACUAAAACGACGACUGGGAAAACAAAAACAUUAACAUUCAGAGACCACUAUAUACCAAUUAUUAUUAUAUCGAUUAUAACUGAGAAAAAAAAAGUAAAAACGUCUAAUUCUAUUUGCGCGUAUACACAACACAGACAUAUGUAACGGAAUAUAGAGAGUUCGGACUGUGUUACCACCAUUCUUAUUAUUAUAUAUCCCCCACAUGCCCGCGCCCGCAAACCAAAUUAUUAUUAUACCUACUCACUAUACAUAGCGCACCACCGGACUGCCCCCCCCCCUCCAUUCUCCUCCGUUUUAGGUCAUCAUAUCUAUACUAAUAAGUUUCCGUGUAAUGAAUACCAAGUCUUCAUCUGGCCUUUGCGCUCUACGCGUCUCUAUUCUUAUAGAUGCGUAGGUAUACGUGCACCAGUGGAUUUGAUUCAAUCAGGCAGGAUCAGCAGCAAUACAGUAGAAUAGUUAGACAAUGUAACGACCAUUCGCCAUAGACUUUAAUGGAGUCGGUUGUCCAUCGAUCGAGUUGUUAUAACAUCGGCAUCAGUAUAAAACAUUUCAAAACAAGAGAAAACCAAAUUCAACAAAUCAAACGUGGGUCCUGAUUAUUACACUAUAUCACAAUAUUAUAUGUGCGUGUGUAUGUCAUUUGAUGCGUGAAUGCCUCUGCGUGUGUGUGUGUUGUAUUAUAUGCCCAUCAAAUAAUUUCAAAAAAUCUGCUUUGAAUUUGGUUUUUCUUUAGAACUUGACGCCAAAAAUUCUUUUUGGGUUUUUCUUUUCAGCCUCUUGUUGUUUUUAUUCUUCCAAAUGUAUGCGUCCUAUAUGAAAUGAGUUUGUGCGAUUGCGUGUCUCCUGUGUGUCUCAGCAUAUUAUAUUAUACAUAUUAUACACCACAUAUUACAUAUAUACCUGUAUUACUAUUAUGGCUCAUUAUCGUUAUUACUCCCGUGUCUUUUAUUUGUCGAUCAUCAUAUCUCUCCCUUUUGUGUUUUGUUGUUCGACCCGGAAAACAUCGAUUAUUUGGUUCCGCUGCCACCGCGUAUAUGAUGAUAUGUCUCUGUAUCAUAUCGUUAUACUGUGGCGUCAUUUCUUUUUGAUGUGCGCGCUCUAUUUGAAUUUUUUUAGUUGAUUUCAUUAUUUUCUUUUUCCCAAAAGAGAACGAUGAGAGCGCUAUGGAGAUUGAGUUGUAUUUUUCUUUUCUCUUUUUCUUUUUUGGCGCGUGCGUCACGUGAAUAUAACGAUGAUAAUAAAUACAGAAAAAAUUUAAAAAAAAAAGGAAAUACACGUCUAGACUGAA
Messenger RNA from Daphnia pulex (common water flea), 3574 nucleotides. RefSeq lists its product as uncharacterized. The record is from RefSeq and is a predicted model, not a curated record. The transcript has 4 exons. Bases 783 to 1316 code for a protein of 177 amino acids. NCBI's taxonomy places the organism in Eukaryota, Metazoa, Arthropoda, Branchiopoda, Diplostraca, Daphniidae.